CUGGCUCUGGAUAUUGACAAAGAUGCUGAGGAACAAAACCGUUACCUGGAUGGCAUGGAUUCAGAUUUUCUGAGCGUGACUGGCCUGCUAACCGGCAGCGUGAAGCGUUUCUCCACCAUGACGCGGUCCGGGAGGGAUAACCGCAAUAAAAAAAAAGGACUGAUUGUUGUUUUCUUCAUCCUCUACUAUCUUGUGUCCAGAGCAGGGACUUGA
Pterocles gutturalis (yellow-throated sandgrouse) is the source of this 213-nucleotide messenger RNA. It is a transcript of the gene BET1L, whose product is annotated as Bet1 golgi vesicular membrane trafficking protein-like. Gene Ontology annotation, biological process: regulation of retrograde vesicle-mediated transport, Golgi to ER; retrograde transport, endosome to Golgi. Gene Ontology annotation, molecular function: SNAP receptor activity. The record is from RefSeq and is a predicted model, not a curated record. Gene Ontology annotation, cellular component: SNARE complex; Golgi trans cisterna. Lineage: Eukaryota; Metazoa; Chordata; Aves; Pterocliformes; Pteroclidae.